CAUUAACACGAAAAGAUUAUCCCUUGCGCCAUCGUCCGAUUUUUCUGGAAGGAUUCGACUUCGAGUGUGACUCUCUUCUUCGGUUGGAGAUUAGAUUAGUUACUCGCGACAUGAGAUCAAUGGCUUUGUGUGGUAUAGGCACAAUCACAUUCACAGCAAUGUCUCGCGCUUUAAUCUUCACCUCCAACACCAAUUCUUCAUUCUUAUUCCGCACCUGCCUCCUUAGCAGAUUUUCCACAUCACUUUCACAUCCUUCAUUCGCAUCCAUUUCCGCGUACCCUUCCAUUCCUCUCAAAGUUUCAAACUUUGAUGCCACUCAACGGCAUUUCAGCUCCACCAAGAAACCCAUCGACACCAAGGUCAACUUCUCACUCUCCGAUUCAGAUUCCGAGAGCGACGAUGAUACCCAGGAAGAAACUGACAAGAAUAAUAACACGAAGCUACCACCCCCUUACGACCCCUUCAGUAAAAAGCCAGCAAUAGAAGAACCCAAAGACCCAAAGGACUUGCAAGAGAUUUUCCACAACAUGAGGAGCGGCGACGGGUUAUUCAACCACGCAGUUAAGAUGUUCGACGCUUUGUCCAAAGAGGGUCUCACCCACGAGGCAUUGGAGCUGUUCGGGCAGAUCAAAGACAAGGGUCAGAUGCCCGACGUGGUUGCCCACACUGCCAUACUUGAGGCUUAUGCUAAUGCGGGUCAGCCAAAGGAGGUUCUCAAGGUUUACAUGCGCAUGCUUGCUUCUGGGGUCUCUCCCAAUUUUUACACCUACUCCGUUCUCAUUAAGGGACUUACUUCUGAUGCCAAGUUUCAGAGAGAUGCCAACAAGUUCCUUUUGGAAAUGAUGGACAAAGGGAUGAGACCCAAUGCUCAGACUUACACCUCCGUGUUUGAGGCGUUGGCGAGGGAGGAGAAGCAGGAUGAGGCUACAAGGUUGCUGGAGCAAAUGAAGGCCAAGGGGUUUAUUCCCGACGAGAAGGCUGUCCGGGAGGUUCUGAACAAUAAAAGGGGCCCUGUAUUUAGAACAGUCAUAAACAUUAUCUUUGGCAAGUAGCUAGUAAAGAGUGGUUGGACUUGAUUUGGAUGAUGUUUUGGGUGGCAAUGAAAUAUUGACAUGUUUGUCUUUGGGUUUUAUACUAAUGGUAUUUGUUGGUAACGCAUUUCACUUGGGUCAGCGUGGGUUGUAAAUUGCUAAUACCAACACUAAUCUCAAAUUCGAGAAGCUUGAUUUGAGGAAAAUUAUAGCGAACGACUA
This is a messenger RNA of Abrus precatorius (Indian licorice), 1253 nucleotides long. RefSeq names its product pentatricopeptide repeat-containing protein At4g38150-like. The record is from RefSeq and is a predicted model, not a curated record. Lineage: Eukaryota; Viridiplantae; Streptophyta; Magnoliopsida; Fabales; Fabaceae. Bases 111 to 1052 code for a protein of 313 amino acids. Gene Ontology annotation, molecular function: protein binding. The transcript has a single exon.